AGCUACGGAUAGUUCAUAAUAGAGAUAAUUUGUUGGAACAGUCUCGCAGUCGCAUUCAUUCUGACUGAUGGCGAUUUGGCUUAUGUGCAAUUCCAAUGGAACAAUCACAGAAUCGUGACGUCAAGUAUUCAAUGUAUGCACAAAAGAAUGGCACGCUUUAGUAAUAAAUGGAGAGUGUACCAGGCGGCCGAUAUGAUGGCAAUUUAGGUGACAUCAUGCAGAAUGAACGACAGAUUGACAGAUUUCUUGAUGUGAUCUUUGAGUUUUUAUAUCGCAGGACUGAUUUUUAUCGGCUGAUGAAGCAUGAGAAUGAUUCCAUGGGUCUUCCUCCUGGUGUAGCCCGGAAACAUGUCAUGCAGGCAUAUAUGAAGUAUGAGCAUCUCGCCCAUGGGACAGAAAACCCUGCCACAGCAAAAAAUGAGAAGAAACCAGCAGCAACUGAUCCUUCCAUUGAUGCCCCAGUCGCAGUUGAAUCUGUCGUGGAAGUCACGACCACCACUGAAGUAACCGAUCUCCCAGGUAGCCCUUCAUCAUCAACAAGCCAACCAACUGAAAGGAGCUGUCCCACUGCAUCAUCCACUAGCCCUGCUGCAGGGGCUGGUAGUAGCCCUAGGUUGAACCCUGAUACUGGUGAAGUGAUAGCUGAUACAGCAUGCAGCAGUAGCAGACAGAAGUCACAUGAUACACCACCUGAUACAUCACUUGACACACCGGCUCAAAGACAUAAUCUGAAUGCUGCUGACACAUACAAUGGUGCUUUGAGAGAUAACUACGCCUGGUCACAAACACUGAAGGAUAUAGAUCUAAAGGUGUUUGUCCCACCGACAGUCACCAAAGCAAAACAACUCAUGGUUGAUAUCAAGAAUGAAUCUAUUAAGGUUACCUUGAAGGGCUGUCCAUCUGAUGGUCAAGGUGGGAAGGUUUUAGUUGAAGGGAAACUGAAGGAAGGUAUCAGAGGAGAAGAAACUAUCUGGAGCUUGGAUCCAGGAAAUUGUGUUCAGAUUAACCUUGAGAAGAGGAGAGAGGUGUGGUGGAAGGGUGUCUUGGAAGAUGAGCCCGAGAUUGAUCAGAAGGCUAUUGAUAACACCCAGUAUGUUCACGAGAUGGACGAGCAGUCGCAGACGGAUUACCAACGUGUCAUGUACGACAUGGAGCGAAAGAGACAAGGUCUUCCUUCGAGCAAAGAAGAGGAAACCCAUAACAUCCUGAGGAAAGCAUGGAAUGCUGAAGGGUCACCAUUCAAAGGAUCCGAGUUUGACCCAUCAAAGAUCAACAUAUCUGCAUCUUGAUAUUCUGUUCAAUCUGAAUAGAAAACUCCAUAUGAAAUCGACUUGCUCAAGUAGGUUUAUGUCAGUAGAAUUUUAAUUCAUAUCUCACCGACUGGAUUGAUAAUAGUCGAAAUUGCUUUGUGACUAUCUGCCCACCUGACUAUGAAGGCCAUAGUAUUGGUUUCCUUAUGAUUAUUUUCUCUGAAAAAACAUUUAAAAGGAAUCAGUUCUUAAGAGACCACCUGCAUAUAAAGGGCACUUUUCUUGUCUUCCUUGAGAGGUCUAUAUUUACAAGUCUCACUGUAUUGGUGUCUUUUUUCAUUUUGACACUGAAAAUUUCUUGAUAAGUCAGGGUGACACUGGCUGUAAGGAUGAGGUCAUGAUAGGGUUCACAUCAGGAACUACUACCUGUUAAACAGAAUAUAAAUGUACAAUGAUUGUUCAGCAUGAAUAUCCAUAAUUUGAUGUAAUGGAAGUUACAGUUCAUCUUAAUCGUUUGCAUGACAAAAUGUAUAUGCAUGAAUUAUUUAUAAGUAUAAUUAACUUUCAAUUCACAAUGAAUAUACAGGUAAUUCUGCCUCUAGUCAAACCUCUCUGAACCAUAGAAAUAUAUUUCAAUUAAAAGAUAUUUGACUCAAAGCAAUAAAUCCAGGUUGAUAAUAUCCACUAAUAUGUUAAAAGCGCAUGGAGACAUUAGAUAAUGUGUUAUAAGUAAACACAGGCCUGGUAAACAGAAGAUCAUUAUUGUGUUUUGAUGACAUGGUUUGCAUUUAUCUUAUCUGAAUGAUUUUGAUCCCUACAAUAUUUCUGACAUGAUUUGGAGUGAAAUUUCUGAAUGAACAUUACAAACAUUUGUUGCAACCUUGAUUUACAUUUUAAUCUAAAUUUGAUCAUUUUAACAGGUCAAUUUUCGGAAUAAAGCAAUUGUCUUUUGUUUUUGUAUUUUUCUGUAAAUGUACAUAUUUUGAUAUUAUUUAUUGAGCUGAUUUUCAAAAUAUAUUUCACUUGCCAUUCCAUAAUUUGGAGAAUGUUGUAUUCAAUAAAGAUAAUAAAACAACUUUCAAAUCUUA
Lytechinus variegatus (green sea urchin) is the source of this 2338-nucleotide messenger RNA. RefSeq names its product nudC domain-containing protein 3-like (gene nudcd3). Gene Ontology annotation, cellular component: cytoplasm. The transcript has 9 exons. Bases 168 to 1289 code for a protein of 373 amino acids. The record is from RefSeq and is a predicted model, not a curated record. Gene Ontology annotation, biological process: protein folding. Lineage: Eukaryota; Metazoa; Echinodermata; Echinoidea; Temnopleuroida; Toxopneustidae.